AUGAUCGACAGAAGUUCGGGAGAGAGGAACGCUCACCCCGUCGCGAUGAGCGAGCGACGACAGCGACGACUGCGACGAAUGCGACGACAGCGACGAAUGCGACGACACGAAGGCCCCUCGCACCGCGGCGUUUUCUCCGAAGUCGCCACUGCGCUCCUGAACCUAUAUCGGGACCAUCAACCUGAUCACGCGUUUCCUACUCCAAAUUUUGCUGUCAUUGAUUACUUCCUGUAUGGAAAGAACUGCUUUCGUUGCCAAGGGUUCGCGAUGGGAAGUUCUCAGGGACCUCUUCAAUGUGGUGGGAUGGAGUUGUCUGGCCAUUUCAUGAAUGUGGAUUUCUCGUCUCCUCCGACCGGAAUCCAUCAGCAAUAUUCCCCAGUCACUGGAGGAUACAGUCCUGGACUGAGUGGACUAAGCCCUGGAUUCACACCUCCGCCCCCGACCUCGUUCCCUGGGAAUUUUGGGCUCAGCCCCAUGAAUGCUAUGAGUUGGAAUACCUCUAUCCCCGGGAUGCAUAGCCCCGAUAUGACAAGCGGGAAACCUCCAAACACGAACAACGGGAAACCUGUCAAAGAGCAGAGGAUUCGGCGACCCAUGAAUGCCUUCAUGGUGUGGGCCAAAGUAGAGAGGAAGAAGUUGGCAGAUGAAAAUCCCGACUUGCACAAUGCAGAUCUCAGCAAAAUGCUCGGUCUGUCAGAAUGCCGAAGGAAUCAGGGUCUGGACCUGGCGAGCAUACAGAUGUUGGGCUGGGAUCCAGAUGUCGAGAUGCCGGAGAGAAAGAGAAGAGGGGAGGCAGAAGUACAGGGCUUUCGGGUGGCCUAUCCCAAAAACCACGACCGUCGCAUCGUGGCCGACGUCUUGCAUUCCAUCCCCAAGAACGAGGCCUUGCAAAGAUUACAGGCCUGCCUCGAGAAGCGACAGUCUGUCUCAGGGCCUCAGAAUGAAGAGAACUUUCAGAAGCGACGGAUAUGCUAUAGGAAGAAGUGGCGAAGCUUGACACCGCAAGACAGACGUCCGUAUGUAGAAGAAGCAGAAAGACUUCGUCUCCUUCAUAUGCAGCAGCAUCCCAAUUACAAGUACCGACCUCGGAGGAAGAAACACGCGAAACGUGGUGGUCGGAGAGAUGGUGUUCCGGACCGCUUUCAACCGCCAUCUCCGAACCCGUUCCUGUCCUGCUCUAUAUCUGGGACCGGAAUGGGGAAUUACCCCUUCAAGUCGAAUGGGGUUCAUCCGCCUGAGAUUCAUACGCCGGAAUCUUCGCCCCGAGAAAGUCCCGAGCCGGAUGCUUUGAAGAAUCGCUUCCUCAAUUCUUAUCUUCCUCCGCCGGCCACUCCGUCAUUGCCAACACCAGACGUGUCUCCUUUGGAGACGGAGCGAGAUGCAUUCAACAACGACCGGGUAUCUCACCUGUUGCAACGCUUCGUCCCGAAUUCCUCCGACACAUAUAUGAAGUGUUUCUCGCCCUCUCCCGCAUCGCCAUAUCGGAACUCCUAUCAGCCAAUGAGAGGAUCGCCUCCUGUGUCUUCUUCGUUGACCACAGUGUCAAGCGAUUGCACGAGCGGAGGGACCUACUCCGAAGUGAUCUAUUAUUCUCCUAAUUGUGCCCUGGGCGGAGGAGCCUCUAAUUGUCCGCAAAACAGCCUCUACCCGGCAGUCUCCGAGUCUGUGACCGCAUCUAUCGAUAGUUACUCCGGAGCUGGCGGAACUCCUCCUCGCCCGAUGUCCAACCCCACGGGUAUGAUGUCCUCACAACAGCACCAGCAACACCAGCAGCAGCCUCAAGUGGUAGAAGAUUUUCUGGACGAUGUAGACCGGAACGAAUUCGACAGGUACCUGAAAGGGAGUCGAAUCGGACUUCCAUCGUCCCCGAUGUCGACCAGUGGCAGUAGGUGCGAUUUUGGAAGCCAGGGUCCAUACGGAAGCCCUUCAUCAGGAACGAGAAAUAACAGCGAAGACGCAGGACAAAGCCCAAGUCUCAUUUCAGAAGCCCUGGCUCAUGUCAGAGGCCUCAUGUACUACGACAGCUAGGGAAGAAGAGCAAAGCUAACCACUCCAACCACCGAUAGAGCUUUCAUUUCCAUGUGCCUUCUCCGUGUGUCUUAGGAGUUUUAUAGUUGGGAUCAUGGCGACAGAUGCAAAGGAGACUUCUCUCCCAUGGCGUCAACCAUGCUGAGGGAAAUACCGCUAGUCUGCGGGACCAAUACGCUUUAAAUUUAUCCCAUUAAGUGCGCUGGUUUUGGAUGUCUGCGAACCCUUCGAAGUGAGAUCCUCGUGUCGCGAAUCUGGAGGAUGAAGAAACGGUGAAAAUUUUCUUUUUCAAUGAGAGCUCCCAUAUUCCUUCAUCUCGAAGGUUUCCUCUUAUUCGUAUUCAGGUACCCCUAUGUUAUCCACUUUGGAAUCGCGUUUAUUCUUCUAUGUCUCACGAUGCCUUCGGGAUCUGGAGAUGCAUACAUGUGAUUCCUUAGGCUCUUGAUGUACGUCUUAUGGAAAUGGUGGAAAAUCUCGGAAGUCUCUCUCGCGUCAUUCUUGCAGUGCCUUAUUACUCAAGCUUGUACCAGACC
Messenger RNA from Darwinula stevensoni, 2561 nucleotides. NCBI's taxonomy places the organism in Eukaryota, Metazoa, Arthropoda, Ostracoda, Podocopida, Darwinulidae. The record is from the annotation of a GenBank genome assembly.